Molecule: messenger RNA, 2430 nt
Organism: Triticum turgidum subsp. durum (durum wheat)
Lineage: Eukaryota; Viridiplantae; Streptophyta; Magnoliopsida; Poales; Poaceae
Source: the annotation of a GenBank genome assembly
AUGGGCGCCGCCGUGGCCGCUCUGCGGCGAACGGCGGCGGGCGAGGAGGCGGCGGAGGAGGAGGAGGAGCAGUGCCGCAUCUGCCGGCACCCCGCCGACGCGGACCGCCCGCUGCGCCGCCCCUGCGGCUGCAAGGGCAGCAUGCGCUUCGUCCACGACCACUGCCAGAUCCGGUGGCUCAAAGCCCGCCGCCAAUCCUUGUGCGAGGUGUGCGGGCACCAGAUCUCCAUCCGCCCCAUCUACGCCGCACGCGCCCCGGCUCCAACCCCGGCCCCGGCGAGGCCCGUGUGCCUGCUCUUAGCGCUGCUCUACCUCGUCCUGACAGCUCUGGUCGCCUGGUCGCUCGCCGGCCUCUGUACAUGGCGCCUCGCGCUCGCCAGGAGCCGUGACGAGGCGUUCCGUCUGCUCUCGAUCCGCCUCUAUGGCCCCGCCGCCCUUGCUCACCUCGCGCUCAAGGCGGAACACACGGUUCGUGCAAACUACGGGGCACGUCUGCGCCGCUGCCAAGAUGUCACGCUGCGGGUCCUUCGGUUUUCCUUGUCGGUGGUAAGGGGUGACAUGGCUUUUGCCUGUAUAUUUGCAUUUGCCCCUUUCACACUGGGAAGGUUAAUCCUAUUGUCCAGAGGUGAAGUCGACUCCUUUGCUUCAACAUCUUCUAUCCUGCUGACUGGAUAUGGAUUUAUCUUGUCACUUGGUGCAACUUUUGCUGCGCUUCAUACUAUUCAUCAAUACUUGAGGGGCGAGAGCAUUUUCUUCGGAAGUCUGUUUGAUGUAUUCUUCAGCGGGGUUGUAAAGUUAAUCACUGCUGCCAAUAUUUCUCUUAAUCUGAUAAGCACAGCUAUAAUAUGCCCAUUGCUGUUUGCCUGGUUACUUGAUAUCUGCACUUCUAAAAUGUUUGAUGCAACUAUCUCUGAAAGGCUCAAACUUCUGUGUGCUUCAUCUUAUGUUUCUACUGCCCUUUAUUGGCUUAUUGGAUGUGUCCUUCUGGAUCUAUGCUACACAUUCUCUAGACUUCAUUCUACGAUUUUGGGGCCAGCAGUUACCUUCCGUUUUGUCCACCAUAAUGAAAACAUCCGUGAACCAUUCUACAAAUCUUAUUUAAAGAAGCUUCCUGGUCUUUUUGUUGGCAUCAUCCUUAUUGCUAUGUUCAUUGUUGUUCCUAUUCAAAUCGCCCGUCGGUUGGCACCCGAGAAGUUCCCAGUAAACAUCACGUACUUAGUUUUUCCUACAAAUGGUGCAUCAUUUUGGUUAGCACCACAAAACUAUGCAGAUUCACUUUGUGGUGUUCUUCUACUGAGGUUUCUCAUUGGCCGAACACAUGCGCUCAUAUGCCUUGAGUGGCUAGUGAAGGAAGCGAUGCAGUAUACAUUUGGUGCUGAACAGGCUCUUGGCCUGUCAGUUUCAGUGUCUGUCUGGCCCAAUGGAGCUUCUGGACACAAUUUUGGGAGCAGUGUCUCACCAAAAGACAAGUAUGAUUACACUACUGAGGCUACAGAUAAAAGGAGAUUAGAUGCACUCCGUAUAAUCCCACAUGUGAUGCUUGGAUGGUUGACUGUUGUGGUAUUCAAUUCAGUGGUACUUAUUUUAACAAUCUCAGCUGGGCGUGCAUUGUUAUUUGCCAUCCCUCAGCUGGCACUUAGAGGUGGACUGCAUUCCAACGACCUGCUGGCUUUGGUUGCUGGAUUUGGCAUCAUAUCAGCUUUUAUUGCCGCCUUUAGAGAUUCAUCUGCCUACAUGACUUCUGGGACAAAACACUUUGUAGCUUUGAAUCGCUGUAUUAUUGUGUUCUUAUGGGUGAGCAGUUUACUUCAGUUUGUCAUCAUUCCCUUCCUGAUCGGGCUGCUGGUUGAUUUAUUGCUAAUAUCACCAUUCGCUGGGCCUGAUGAUGGUGUUCCAGCUCUAGACUUGUUCUACACUUGGUUCCUGGGGUGGCUAUUGCUGAAAAUCUGGGUAAAAUGGGUUCAUUGGCCAUUAUCACCAUUCCUGGCCUAUCUAACCGACGAAUCACGGGUCCCGAGGCUUACUCGAGCGAAGCUGGAUUGGCCUCGUGGGGCGAUGAUGCCUCUGCCAUGCUUCUUCCGAGAUAUUUUCGUGCCUGUCGCGACGAACCUCCUCGCCGCUCUGGGUGUUCCCUAUGUGCUCGCCGGGGGCGUCUUUCCGAGUCUCGGUUACUCCGCCGCCGUGAACUCGACGGUGCGCCGCUUCGCGUGGCUGGGCUGCAUCGGCCUCUGCGUGCUCUGCCAUCUCGCCAAGCUGGUCUGGGUCUUGAAACCGCUCGACCGUCUCGCCAAGCUGUUCUGGGUGUUGAGUGCGCUCUGCUAUCGCGCCAAGCUGUUCUGGGCCUUCUGCGUCGAAGAACUCCGUGAUUCUGUCAGGGAUGAGCGUGUAAUCAUCGGGCAGAGGUUGGAAGACGUCGCCGACGACGGCUGA